CUUGCCCCCGAGCUAGACGACUUCGUGGCCACCUUUGACGCGGACUACCACCGCUACGUGUCCCUGCUGGCCCUCAUGGUGGAGCUGGAGGAGGAGAUGGAGGCGGAGGGGGAGGCGGUGGCGGGGGGGGGGUAUGCAGACGACGACAACGACACGGGCUCGCCUGAUGGCGCGCUCCACCUCGCUGAUGGCCGAAAUCCGCCACCUGGCCCAGUUCUACGAGGAGCAUGUGCGGCGGGACCUCAAGUCAUUUCGGAACCCGAUGUACGACAGGAAGCCCUGGCGCAGCGUGAGGAGGAGCAAUGGAGCCGGGACGUGAAUGAGGUGGCGAAGCGGCUGUCGAGCGGAAUGCGGCUGCAGCCAUCAGCUGCUGCGUCGUGA
Molecule: messenger RNA, 381 nt
Organism: Volvox carteri f. nagariensis
Lineage: Eukaryota; Viridiplantae; Chlorophyta; Chlorophyceae; Chlamydomonadales; Volvocaceae
Exons: 2
Source: RefSeq, a predicted model, not a curated record